AUGUAUAAAAUAUAUUUCACAAAAAGAAGAAAGGUUUUUUAGUAUUCUGAGACAACAACUGAAUCUUAAUUAAAUCAAUUGCUGUAAAUAAUAAUUUUCAAUGGUCAGUCAACCAAUUAUGAUGUUUCUAAAAUUAUAGAGGAAACAGAAGAGAAUGAAGGAAUUUCAAUUCCAAAGGGUAACAGAUUUUAAAAUUGGAAUGAUAUAUUUAGUGAUUUUUUAUCUGAAAGUAAAUAGACUUAAUUAAAAAGAAAUACAGAAACUCCAAUAGAUAGUGCUUAUUUAUAUGAAGUUCCAUUAUAGUUUGAUAGUGCUCUGUCAAUAAGUCCUUCUAUAAGAAGUAUUUCACUAAAUAUAUCAUGAGGGAAAUUUUUGCUCAAGAAUUUGUAAUUAGAAAAAUUAAACUCAAAAACUUGAUAAAUUAAUUCCAUCAGUUAUCAAGAAGAGAAAAAGACUAAAAAAUUAAUGUGUAUAAAAAGAUAGUAAUUUUUAUUAGAACAUAUCACAGAUUAGCAGUAAUAGAUGAAGGGAAUCAUGAAAUUGCCUUUUUAUAUUUAUUGGAUGAAAAGAAUAAAGUGAAGCUUAAAAAUUAUAGGCAUUAGACAUAUUUUAUUUAUUAGAGAUCUAAUAGAAGAAAAGAUUGA
This is a messenger RNA of Paramecium primaurelia, 644 nucleotides long. The record is from the annotation of a GenBank genome assembly. Lineage: Eukaryota; Ciliophora; Oligohymenophorea; Peniculida; Parameciidae.